Molecule: messenger RNA, 1099 nt
Organism: Vicia villosa (hairy vetch)
Lineage: Eukaryota; Viridiplantae; Streptophyta; Magnoliopsida; Fabales; Fabaceae
Exons: 6
Coding region: 264-863 (199 amino acids)
Source: RefSeq, a predicted model, not a curated record
ACUCCUAUUUUACUUUCCUAUUUUCUUUCAUCAAAAUUAGUAAUAAUUAAUUUAUUUAUAUCAGAUUACACGGCGGAAGAAAGGUCCCAUAAAAAGUCUCUUCUACCAAACCUGUUCAACCAAACGACCAAAAUCACUGUUCUGUCUUCCAUUCCCAAUUUCCCAAUUUCCCAAAUCUUCAUAUAACCUAAUUCAACCCCAAUCUUUUCUCAAGAUUAGGUCACAGAACAACGUUUUCUCGGAUUCCUUAUUGUUCCAACGACAUGGAUACUGUGCCCGAUCAAGCCACUAGUAUAUGCCCUCACUGUGAUCGGGCUAUUCCUGCUGCGAAUAUUGAUUUGCAUUCUGUUCAUUGCUUAAGGAACCUUGAAAAGUGUAAGGUUUGUGGUGAUAUGGUGCCGAAACAACAUGCUGAGGAUCACUACUUAAACACCCAUGCGCCGGUUGCUUGUUCAUUGUGCAGUGAAACAAUGGGGCGUGAUAUUUUAGAUAUCCAUAAAGGUGAAAAAUGCCCUCAAAGGAUUGUCACCUGUGAGUUCUGUGAGUUUCCAUUGCCAGCAAUUGAUCUGGCAGAGCAUCAGGAAGUAUGUGGGAAUCGAACAGAGAUGUGUUACCUUUGUAACAAAUAUGUUAGACUACGUGAAAGAUACAUUCAUGAAGUUGAUUGCAACAGACUUGAAGCCAAUGCUGCAGGAUCUUCAAGGGAUGAGAGGCCAACUGAAAGAGAUGAAAGUGCUCCAAGAAGGCAGCAGAACGAAUUCUCAAAAAGCCGUCUUCUUAUCACAAUAGCAAUAACUGGUAUUGCUGUUAUACUCGGAUCUAUUUUUUAUCCGAGAAAGGUAGAGGACAGUAAUGUGCAUUAGCGGCGGAGGCAAAAACAUGUUAUGUUAAUUUAAAUUGUCUUAUCUGUAUAAUUUAUUCGCAGACAACAGAAGUACUUUACUACUAGGAGUACAUUAAAACACACCGGCAUUGAGUCAAGUGGUUAUGUACUAUUUUCCUGGGUUCUGCAUUCAUUCAUUAUAAAGAUUGACAUUCCUUGUUUAUAUAAUUAUAUCUUUCAGUUACUGUUGGAGAAUAAAACAAGGAAGUUGUAUAC